AUGCGCCCCGCCCUCCGCCUCCUCAUGGCGACGCCCGCCACGAUGGGCUCGAAAUCCAGCCUCAGCGAAUCGCUCGCCCUGCUUCCGCCGCUGCAACUCUACCGGCGCAUUCUGCGCGUGCAUCGCAAGAAACUGGAGCCCGAGAUGCGGCUGCUGGGGGAUGGGUACGUGAAGAGCGAGUUCAGGGCUCAUAAGAAUGUCGAGAAUCCGUUGCAUAUUAUUGGCUUCCUCACGGAAUGGCAAUUAUACGCGCAAAAGCUCGAGGGAGAUACCUGGGUGGGGGAUAAACUGGACAAGGCGAAAUUGGAUAAAAUGAGCGAUCAACAACUCGGCCAGCUGUAUGAGCUGAUGCAGGCGAUUCGGAGUCGGGAUGGUGAGGAGAAUGAAUAG
Aspergillus melleus is the source of this 390-nucleotide messenger RNA. RefSeq names its product succinate dehydrogenase assembly factor 3. Gene Ontology annotation, biological process: succinate metabolic process; mitochondrial respiratory chain complex II assembly. The coding region runs from base 1 to 390 and encodes 129 amino acids. The transcript has 3 exons. Lineage: Eukaryota; Fungi; Ascomycota; Eurotiomycetes; Eurotiales; Aspergillaceae. The record is from RefSeq and is a predicted model, not a curated record. Gene Ontology annotation, cellular component: mitochondrion; mitochondrial intermembrane space.